Messenger RNA from Oncorhynchus gorbuscha (pink salmon), 494 nucleotides. RefSeq names its product PHD finger-like domain-containing protein 5A. Gene Ontology annotation, biological process: mRNA splicing, via spliceosome. Lineage: Eukaryota; Metazoa; Chordata; Actinopteri; Salmoniformes; Salmonidae. The record is from RefSeq and is a predicted model, not a curated record. Gene Ontology annotation, cellular component: U12-type spliceosomal complex; U2 snRNP; precatalytic spliceosome. The transcript is spliced from 4 exons. The coding region runs from base 55 to 387 and encodes 110 amino acids.
GUGGGUCAAAGUUGAAAGUUCAAAAUAACUAUCGUAUUCCCUCCGUUCGCGAGAAUGGCUAAACAUCAUCCAGAUUUGAUCUUUUGUAGAAAACAAGCUGGUGUUGCUAUUGGAAGAUUGUGCGAGAAAUGUGAUGGAAAGUGUGUGAUCUGUGACUCGUAUGUGAGGCCUUGCACACUGGUGCGCAUCUGUGACGAGUGCAACUACGGGUCGUACCAGGGGCGCUGUGUCAUAUGUGGAGGUCCCGGGGUGUCUGACGCUUACUACUGCAAAGAGUGCACCAUCCAGGAGAAAGACCGAGAUGGAUGCCCCAAGAUUGUGAACUUGGGCAGUUCAAAGACUGACCUUUUCUAUGAACGGAAGAAGUAUGGCUUCAAGAAGAGGUGAAGACAGGCCUGUCCAACGAGUGCUUUGCUUCUGUUUUUUUGUAUGAACGUUUUUACCUUUGUGUGUGAACAUAUUUUGAUAAUACAAUAAAGCUUUAUUUUACAUUA